Molecule: messenger RNA, 9496 nt
Organism: Lethenteron reissneri (Far Eastern brook lamprey)
Lineage: Eukaryota; Metazoa; Chordata; Hyperoartia; Petromyzontiformes; Petromyzontidae
Product: A disintegrin and metalloproteinase with thrombospondin motifs 16-like
Biological process (GO): proteolysis; extracellular matrix organization
Cellular component (GO): extracellular matrix
Molecular function (GO): metalloendopeptidase activity
Source: RefSeq, a predicted model, not a curated record
AGACACACACAGUCUUACUUCACUCGUGCAACUCCGCCGUUUGCUGUGCACGGACACGCAGAGACAUAGGAUGACACGAUGCACCACGAACACUCCGCCUAAGUCAUCUUGCACCAGAGGCAUUCUCUGUCACAAAGGUUGCGGGAUAUAGACCAUUCACAUCAUCAUCAUCGACGUCGUCGUCACCAACAUCGCCAUCAUCAUUCAUCAUCUGCAGCAGCAGCAUCAGCAAGCGGCAGGUCCUCCGCUCAGCUAUGGAGCUGUCUCGGCUCACGCUGUGGCUCAGGAUAGCGUUGGCUUCCCUGCUCUCUCUCGCUUGCGUCGCCACUGAAACGUGGGAUCUGGUGCAUGAUGCUAGGGAAAGCACUACCAUCACUCGCCCAAGUCGUCUCAGGCACAACAGCAGCAUCAGCAGCAGCAUCAGCAGCAUCAGCAGCAUCAGCAGCAGCAUCAGCAGUAGGAUCAGCAGCGGUAUCGAAUCGCAUGUGCUCGAAAAUGAACCUCCUCCUACUGCAAUCACUCAGCUAUACCCCGAUGACUUCGAGAUGGUCUUACCAGUCGAGGUGGACGCUCGGGGCGCCGUGGUGUCUCCGGCCACUCGCCGCCGUCGGCGUGCCGCCACCUCCUCGCUCGCCUCCUCCUCGUCGCCUCGCUACUACCGACUGCGCGCCCACGGGGGCCGCGAGCUGCGGCUGUCGCUGCGUCCCGCGGCUCCCUUGCUGGCGCCCGGCCUCACCGUCUCGGUGCUGGGCGCCGCGGGGAGCCCCCCGCGGACCCGGCCGCUGCGCGAGCGCGAGCGGUGCUUCUACCGCGGCUCGGUGACCAGCGACGGGGUCGGGGAUCGAACCGGGACGGCGGCGCUCGCCACCUGCGAUGGGCUGUCAGGUCUGAUCCGCACUCCCCACGGAGAAUUCUUCAUCUCGCCGCUCGUGCCCGAGACUGCGCGGAGGAGCCGCCACCGCCACACUCGCUCCGCCACCUCUCCCUCCGGUCACGCGCCCCACGCCCUCUAUCGCCGGCCGGACAGACACGCGGAGGACGCGCGGAGACGCGCGGAGGAGACGCGGAGACGCGAGGAGGAGACGCGGAGACGCGCGGAGGAGACGCGGAGACGCGCAGAAGAGACACGGAGACGCGGGGAGGACGCGCGGGCACGCGCGGAGGAGACGCGGGGACGCGCAAAAGAGACGCGGGAACGUGGGGAGGAGACGCGGAGACGCGGGGAGGAGACGCGGGCACGCGCAGAAGAGACGCAGGGACGCACAGAAGAGACGCGAAGACGUGGGGAGGACGCGCGGGGACGCGCGGAGGAGACGCGGGGACGCGCAGAAGAGACGCCGGGACGCGCGGAGGAGACGCGGGGACGUGGAGAAGAGAUGCGGAGACGCGGGGAGGAGACACGGGGACGUGGAGAAGAGAUGCGGAGACGCGGGGAGGAGACACGGGGACACGCAGAAGAGACGCAGGGACGCGGGGAGGAGACGCGGGAACGUGGGGAGGAGACGCGCAAGGAGCAUUACUGCGGACGGCGCAAGAAAUACGCGCCGAAACCACCUGGCAAGGAUGCGUUCAUCCACCCGGACGAAUUCCCCUUCCUGCCCGCGGGAAAGUCUCCCCACGAAUCCCCUGGGCUUGUGUCUCGGGACAGGGGGAGGCGGUCACCCGUGAGCGCACGGCCCAGCCGACGUGGAGAGGCCACGGUUGAGACCCUGGUGGUGGUGGACCCACGUAUGGUGGCCAACCACGGGCGCGCGAGCGUGUCCACCUACGUGCUGACCAUCCUCAACAUCGUGUCCAGCCUCUUCCGGGACGGCACUAUAGGAAGCAACAUCAACUUGGUGGUGGUGGGACUCGUUCUGCUCGAGGAGGAUCAGCCAGGUCUGGUCAUCAACCACCACGCCGACCAGACCCUGUCCAGCUUCUGCCAGUGGCAGUCGGGCGUGACGGCGGCCGGGCGCCACGGGGGCCGCCACGACCACGCCGUGCUGCUCACCGGCACCGACAUCUGCUCGUGGAAGAACGAGCCGUGUGACACCUUGGGCUACGCUCCCAUCAGUGGGAUGUGCAGCAAGUUCCGCAGCUGCACGGUGAACGAGGACUCGGGGCUCGGCCUCGCGUUCACCAUCGCUCACGAGUCCGGGCACAAUUUCGGGAUGGUGCACGACGGGGAGGGAAACCUGUGCAAGAAGUCGGAGGGCAACAUCAUGGCGCCCACGCUGGCGGGCAACAACGGAGUCUUCUCCUGGUCGCCGUGCAGUCGCAACUCCCUGCAGCGAUUCCUGAGCUCGGCACAGUCGCUGUGCCUGAUGGACGCGGCGCGGAGCGUGGGCGAGCUCGCGCUGCCCGAGCGUCUGCCCGGCGAGCGCUACGACGCCGACACGCAGUGCAAGUGGCAGUUCGGCGACAGGGCCAAGCUCUGCACCUUCGACUUCAAAAAGGACAUCUGCAAGGCCCUCUGGUGUCACAAGAGUGGCCGGCGCUGUGAGACCAAGUUCAUGCCAGCGGCCGAAGGCACCUCGUGUGGGAUCAACAAGUGGUGCCGACGCGGCCAAUGCCUGCGGCACGGCGACGAGGGCAGCCGCCCCAUCGACGGCCACUGGUCGCCGUGGUCGCCCUGGUCGGCAUGCUCGCGCACGUGUGGCGGCGGCGUGAGCUCGCGGGAGCGCGAGUGCGGCGCCCCGCGGCCCCAGCUGGGCGGCCGCUACUGCCCGGGCACGGGCCGCACCUUCCGACUGUGCGAGGCGCGCGCGUGCGCCCCCGACGCCGUCGACUUCCGAUCGCUGCAGUGCGCCGAGUACAACUCGCGGCCCUUCCGCGGCCUCCUCUACGACUGGAAGCCGUACACGCGCGUCGAAGAGCAGGACAUCUGCCGCCUCUACUGCCUGGCCGACAAGUUCAACUUCUUCUUCGCGAUGGCGGGCAAGGUGAAGGAUGGCACGCGGUGCCACCAGGACCGCCGUGACGUGUGCAUCGAGGGCGUGUGCGAGGCUGUGGGCUGUGACAACGUGCUGGGCUCGGGCGCUCUGGAGGACUCGUGCGGCGUCUGCCGCGGGAACAACGCGAGCUGCCAGUUCGUGCGCGGCGUGUUCACGAGCCAGCAGCCCGGCCACGGCUACCGCGUGGUGGUAAUGAUCCCGGCCGGUGCUCGGAGCAUCCACGUGUCGGAGGUGAACAUCUCGGGCUGCUACCUCGCGGCUCGGGACGCGCGCGGCCGCUACCACCUGACAGGCGGCCACACCGUGGACUGGCCGGGGCGAUACGAGUUCGCCGGAGCGGCCUUCAGCUACAAGCGGCCCUACAACAACGGCGAGAGCCUCAGCAGCGCGGGCCCCACCAACGAGACGCUCGUCAUAGAGCUGCUGAUGUUUGGCAAGAACCCCGGCAUCUCGUGGGAGUACACGGUGCCACGUGGUGGCGGGUCGGACCGUACGAAGGUGGCGGCCGCGCCGCGACACUCCUACAGCUGGGUGGUCGUGCGAUCCACGUGCAACGCCACGUGUGGCCGGGGGAAACUCACCACGAGGCCCGUGUGCCUCCAAGACCGCAAGCUGCCAGUCAACGGCAGCCGAUGCAGCCACAAGGUCAAGCCCCCGAGCCGCGUGCUGCCCUGCAAUGAGCAGCCCUGCCCGCCGAGCUGGCAGGCGGGCGAUUGGGCGCCGUGCUCGCGCUCGUGUGGGGGGCUCGGCGAGCAGAGCCGCCCCGUGUCGUGCACCCAGCGGGCCGCGGGGGGCCGCCUCGCCGCCCUGCCCCCCUCGGCGUGCCCCGAGGCCCUCGCGCCGGCCCGGAGCCGCCCGUGCAACGCGGCCGACUGCCCCCCAGCCUGGGUCCCGGGCGCCUGGUCGCAGUGCUCCAAGACGUGCGGGCGAGGCGUGAGGACGCGGGAGCUGUGGUGCCGCGCCGAGGGUGCCGGCGGGGAGUCGCGCUCCGUGCCGAACGCGCGCUGCCGUGGCCUCGCGCGGCCCGCACGCAAGGAGAAGUGCUCCCUGCACAAGCGCUGCAAGAGCCCCCAGCACCUGCAGUGGGUGCUGUCCGCGUGGUCCGAGUGCUCGGCGUCGUGCGGCGUGGAGGCGGCGCAGUCGCGUGAGCUGCGCUGCGGCAGGAAGAGCUCCUCCUCGGGCCGCAUCCGGGAGCUCCCCGAGCGCCGCUGCCACCGUGUGGCCAAGCCGAGCGUGGCGCUCACGCGGCCGUGCGCCACCAACCCCGGCGGGGGCGGUGCCGUGCCGUGCCCCCCCGGGGCCGCGCAGCAGCCGCCGCUGCCGGGGGGCGGAGCGGCUCCGGGUCCCACCCGCCGCUCGCUCAUCAGCAACGCGCUGUCGGGGUGGUACGCGGCACCCUGGACGCAGUGCGCGGCCACGUGCGGCGGCGGCGAGCAGACUCGCUCGGUGCGCUGCCUGGCACAGGGCAAGCCCGCCGUGGGGUGCCAGCCUCACCACAAGCCGGCCACCACGCGGGCCUGCAACAGCCAGGCCUGCCCAGGACACGCAGGCGAAGUACCGGUGUGCCAAGACCACUACACGUGGUGCUCGCUCGUGCCACGCCACGCCGUGUGCAGCCACCCGUUCUACGGGAAGCAGUGCUGCCAGGCCUGCACGCCGUCCAACCUCAUCACCCGAUGAGAUGCGUCUCACACACGCGCAGUACACUCACCAACCUCAUCGUCCGAUGAGCCGCGUCUCACACACUCACCGACCUCAUCCGAUAAGCAGCGUUUUACACACAGUACACACAGACACGUGCACACGUAUCGAGCACUGUAGAACCAUAACAGCCACGCAAGUGGCGGCAACGUCACCGUAGCAAUUGUGCCAGGUUAGGUGCACCCCGAGGCUUAUCGCGUGACGUGUCAAAGGCUCACUGCUCGCAGGUGACGGGAGAGCCCCAGGGUGCCAUGGGUUCCGACUGAGAUGGCUGGCAGAUGCUCGCCACCAUGCCAACUUGGCACGCACUUGGUACACAAAGAUCCCCCGUAUAGCCUUAACAGACUUUUGGGUAAGUGCUGUUAGCGAGCAUCUUCGAAAGUAGGACGGCACACGAGGGGGUGGGUCGCCAGCACCACGCCAGACCACCUUUGUCUCCCGAGUAGCGAUGUUUACACAUCGAACCAGGUACUCAUUUGAGGCUAAGUCGACCUAGGCGAGGCCCGAUACAAAUAAUCUCCACUGUCAUUGAGCGGGAAUCGAACUUGGGUCGCCGGGUUCGCAGCAUCGCGUGCUGACCACUACACAGCCGCUCUCCACACACUCCGACACACGCAGCGUACACUCGCACGGACGUUUCAACACAUUAUCAUCUUGACACAUCACCGGAACACAUCCUCACCACCUUGACACAGUUGGUCCCGUGUGGCCUCCCAAACCCCCUCAACACCUUGGGCCUUCAGCUCACAAUGGGCCCUCCAUGACCUCUCAUGAAGGCAGGGGCCCAAAUCACCACGUGAGAUGUUAACUACCUCUCCUGCUAUACAGGAGGCCGUGGGGUCAAUCCCGACCUGACCCCUGCUGUAUAUAGUAUUUGGAGUUUGCGCGUGGCUUAUCGCAGCCAAACACUUGAAACGCGUGUCGUUGAUUCUAAAAUUGGGAGGGAAAAACAGGAGGGCCAGGAGAAAAAACCACGUGGCCACGGGGAGACACGGAAACUCCAAAUAUUAAAGCAUCGUCAGGGUCGGCGUCGAACCCACAACUUGCAAACUCCCAAUAUACGUACAGGCAUCGUCAGAGUCGGGAUGGAACCCACGACUUUCUGUAUAGCAGGCGAGGUGGUUAAUAGCGCCCACUGCAGCGACAAGGUAUGGCAAAGUCACUGCAGUGGCAUGACUGGAGUGUCACUUGAAAGUCAUUGGCAACUUUUCAGGGCUACUUGAGGGAGAAGCCGGGGGGGGGGGGGGGGGGCACCACAAACACCGCACAGCCUUGGUCGUUUGAAGCUACAAGAGCAGCUUGCGAGAUUUGGAUGUCGCAUCUUAAGUUUUAAAGACGUCUUUAAAGUCCUACGCAGCUGCUGUGUUGGGGGGUGAUGAGGGGGUAACGACGCAGACACCAAGAAAAUAAAUCAGGAUAACAUAGCGGAGCAUGCGAAGUUUAAUAAGCGUGUGCGCGCGCGUGUGUGUAUAUCUAUAAAUAUGCAGACACGGUACAAAUAUAAGACAAAUAAAUCGCUUAAAAGCUCUUGUAACUGCUCUCCUUAAGAGGGCAACAAUGAGCCCCCGGUGCUGGACAGGGAUGUUGUAGAUUCACCAAUGUGAAAUGUACCAUAAGAAUGGCUUUUGCACAGUAUUUUCCUUUUUUUUAAUUGUUAUCAAUGGUAUUAUUAUUUACUACUACUACUACGUUUUGGUGCUCUCCAGUCAAUUGUAAUGGACUGAUAGACGUUGCAAUAUUUGUGAUGUUAAUGCAAACGGAAGGAAACACGGCGCAAGGAAAACCCCAUUGCACACACAUUGACUCAACUUCCCAAAGGUCUCGCACCCAACGCGUUCGUUAUUGCGUCCCGUGUAUUUAAUUAGCCGGGAAAAACUAGAGGACGAUAAUUUUAGCGCUGGGAUUAUUUUUAAAAUGUACACAACCCUUCCCAUCGAUGUGGCCGGCUUUCUCGACAUUCGAGUCCCGACUGGCAAGGCGGCUUGCUCGAUACUCAAGUUUCGUUGACAUUGGAUCGUCGUAGAGUUAUUGUGGCCCCGAGUUGAAUAAUCAUUGAGGACAUCAUCGGUGAGCCUCAUGCAGAGAUCACUUACCCUGGUGCUCCAAAAGGUCGUGCCGUGCCCCAUCCAGCUGCUGGGAGUUCACCUGCUGGAAGAUUUAAUCGUCGCACAUCGCAUCGUUUGCAUUGAUUUCACGACGGAACUUUCACGACCCUACGAAAUGCGUACGGGAUGGUCACGUGCGCGCGAAUUGCCACGAUUUGGGACGCACCGUCGCAAGCAAUGCACUGUAAACUUUCUGAUGAAUUGUCACCGAUUGGACGAAGCGUGCCAUGUUCUGUGAUGUGUCAAGAUCGGAUGAAUCGUCACGUUGCCGGUGAAUUGACGCAAUCGUAUGAAGUGUCACAUUUGGUGAAUUAUGAAGUUUUCGCAUUUCCGUUGAAUUGACACAAUCGUCUGAAGUAUCACCUUCUCCGUGAAGUCACCAUUGCGUUGGUUGUUGCGAUCGGCUGAAACGUAAAAAAAAACACAUUUCCGGACGAUCACAAUUCAAUGAAUCAUCGUAAUUCCAGGAGGGACUUACGGGGCCGCAAUACGCCUGGCCGAUGUUUUUUCUCAUUGUUGUUACUUUUUACGAUUUACCCGAAAGGAUGACAAUCACAGGAAAUCAAUACUAAAGGGAGGGUUUUUUUCCCUGUGUCGUGAAACCCGCCACCACCCGACACAGCCAAUGAGCAAGGUUGAAGCACGUAAACAAAACGACACUUUAAUAUUUACACCGUCUAACCCAAAAUGAAACGCCCCUUGAUAAUGGACAACAUUGGCAAGACAUUCACUUCCGGUGAACGACCUGCCAAAAGCGACGUCGCGUUUUGUUGGCCCGGUGACGCGUCCCAAUUGUGACGUCCCGUGAGACAAGCCGCUGUAUUCUCAGAGAUCCCAUAUUGUCAUUUGAAAAAAAAGUAAAAACUGAAUAUUUCGAAAUCCUCAUUUGAAAAAAAUAGAACUCGUCCCCCCCCCCUCGUGUAAACCUCGAAGGACAUCGUCGUACAGAAAAUGUUUCCUGUACCAGACCGCCGUUAUGCGAAUUAACUAGUCUCACACGUGUGUAAAACGAAAAGGAAAUAUUAAAACAUGACGGACAGCGGCUGCACAAACCUCGCAGCGGAACUCAAAAUGUAUAAAGUAACCAAGUCGCAUUAGCAGUUAGUCGACGGAUCAGCAGGUCGCGUGCGUUGGGGGGUAAAGUGUGGGCAACUUCCGUCGUCUCCUAAGAUUUCUUGCCAGCAUACACGAGUCGACGCACGCACCCUCUCCGGAAGGGGUGGCUCUCUAAGUCGCCCACUAGCAGAGGGCCGCUUCCUCCAGGAGGAGCGUGAGCAGGCAAUUAUAGAGUCGAACCUUUCCUCUGUGUAUCAAAACAAAGCAUGAAGCCCUCUGCGACCCAAACAGUGCGGUGCAUAGAGGCGCUUCUGUGCUAAGAGCCAGCUUGUGUGUCCGGCUCGUUGUUGUGUGGCUCCUACCAUCGACGGUAUUCUUUUGAAACUCCCGAUCUCGGCGGGCGCUUUCGCAGCCCUCUGAAGGGCCACGUGAACGCAAGGUGGUGGUGGUGGUGGUGGUGGGGAGCGGGGCGGUCAACGGCGUACAACGGAGUUUCCCAACUUGCGUGCGGGUGCUCGGGCGUGUUGAUCGGUGGCGAGAGAUGAAACGGAUCGACGGUUUUCACCGGGGGGGUCACACAGGUCAUGGCGAUUCGAUGACCACCUGUCACGGUCGGCUCACGACGACGCCGCGGGUUGUCGUUCGGCGUCACGGUCUCGCAUCUCGGAGGGGGAACUGAAUCUAUUAAAGCAUCUUUUUUUUUUUCCAGGUAACGGCCCACUGAGCUAUGCAGCUCUUUUACAAAAGCGACCCUGGCUAUCGCAAAUGAGAGCGCAACGAAGUUGCCUGUCAUCACGUGGACAUUUACAGCAGACAAAUACUCUUAAAACGUGAUGAUUCUAAAUGCGGAGGGGAAAAACCGUAGGGAAAUCCACGCGACCACGGGAAAGUGAGAGAACACGCAAACUCCAAAUAUGCAGCAGGCGUCAGGGUUGGGAUCAAACCCACGACUUCCUGUAUACCAGGCGAGGAAGUUAACAUCUCGCCACCGUUGCCGGGUUGCUCCCGGAGAAGGUGCCAAUGCGCGUGGAGCAAAACGUCGGACUUAUUCCGAUUCCUGUCGCCCUCGUCCGAAAUUCCCUUCGCCAACGGCGAUCGUUGGCAGAAUCCGAUCCUCUCCCCAACCCCCUUCUCUUUGCAGGACUUGUCAAAAGUAAUCUUCGUUCAAUAAUUUUAUGACAAAAUAUAUUAACGAUAACUUUUUUGGCAGGUGGGCAGGGUGGGGCCGGGAGAGUGAGCGGGCAAACGGUCAAAACGCUGCACCUCCAAUUAGCCCGGUGGGCUACGUGCAGCGCAAAAAAAGUUUCACGUACGUACAAAUCGAGCAAACGAAUGUGACGCGGCCGUUUCAAUUGAUUUCGCAAAAUGGAUUCCCCGUUCGUACCAAUGAGACAGCACCCCCCCUAACCCCCAUCGCCCCCCCCCCCCCGCCGCCGCCCCCCACAAAGGGAACAUUCUUCGGGAGGUCCUUACGGAGAAAACAAGUGUCGAUUUCGUCAAAUGAUUCUCGUGCGCACACUCACACUCACUCUCCGUCUCUCGCGCGUGUGCGUGCGAUCCUCACGCCUUGUACAUUGUGUACAGACCGUCGGGCUCACCCUUCGGGUGAAUCGUGCAGGCCCUGUCAUGUAUUUACAUUUAUCCACUUGUCUCUUCACUCUUUUGUAAUAAUAAAUAAAAACUACACAAUUUACGUCA